UCUGGAAGGAACAAGAUGGCGUUCGCGAAGGCCUUGUGUCUGCUCCUCAUUCCUUGCCUCACGCUGACUCGGAGCGUGCAUGGAGAGACAACCCCGGAUUACAACAUAUAUAACAGGGUACUUGGAGAGACGACCCCGGAUUACAACAUAUAUGACGAUGAGCGGCAGGACAGCACCGAGCCGCAUUUUGUACUCAACCGCAAUAUGAAAGAGCGUAGUAUACCCAAAGAAGGCUUUACUAUUCUGCCGAAGCCCUUCGAGGAGACCAAUCCCGACCGAGUCGAGGCCGGCCAGCUGUUCGACAAGGACAUGCUGCUGACGGAGGCGCAGUGGAGGGACCUCGCCUUGAGGAAGGGCCUGGCCUCUCAGAACUACCGCUGGCCAGAGAGCGGAGACGGCUUCCCGCACGUGCCUUACCGCUUCGCCGACGCUAACGUGGACCAGGUCGCGGUCAAAGCCGGCAUCGCGCACUGGGAGCAGCACACCUGCCUCAAAUUAUCAACGAAAGGGAACAGGACUGCCACCGAAUUGACUGAAUAA
Molecule: messenger RNA, 540 nt
Organism: Penaeus vannamei (Pacific white shrimp)
Lineage: Eukaryota; Metazoa; Arthropoda; Malacostraca; Decapoda; Penaeidae
Source: RefSeq, a predicted model, not a curated record